AUGUAUCCUAAAGGCCAAUUUAUACUUUUGCGUUAGGUGCGCGUUAUAGGUACGCCGUAACAUACGCAUAGACGCGAACCCUGUCGCCGUAGCCUUCGCAGUACCUGACGUGCACCUCCUCAAAAAUGUAACUACACGUCGAAACGACGCGGACCGCAAGAUCUGUGAUUGGUCGGCGUGAAUGCAUUGUGUUUCCUCCUACGCAUUUCCGGCGUGUUCUUCGCAGCCCGCCAUUUUUAAAUGCAGCGGCGAACUAGUAAACAUGGAAAUGGAUCAAGCUACCGAGAGACUGAUAGAAGAAGUGAGGAAAUACAGCCAUUUGUAUGACUCGUCUUCACCGAAUUACAAAGAUUGCCAGAUGGCAGCGAAUUCGUGGAGAGAGAUUUCCUCUAACGUCGGUUUGGAUGUGGCGGAUUGUAUGAAGAGAUGGAAGAGCACUCGAGAUAAGUACGUUCGACUCCGUAAGAAACUUGCCAAAAGGAGCGGGGAUCCAGGAGGGAAAAAAGUGCCUGCGUUCUAUAUAUUUUUGUCCUGGCUGGCACCACACGUAAAACACCGGCUUACGGAGUCAAACUUUGAUGAUAAGUCACAGGAUGAGAGUGAUUCAAGCGCGAACUGCACUGGUUCAGAUGCUGUGGGACCUCAAAACAACAACAACAAUGCAGAUCUACCAAGGAGUAGCCCCCAUCACCAGCCAUCUCUUUCGUCCCCCCAGCCAUCUCUUUCGUCCCCCCAGCCAUCUCUUUCGUCCCCCCAGCCAUCACUUUUGUCCCCCCAGCCAUCACUUUUGUCCCCCCAGCCAUCUCUUUCAUCCCCCAGUCCAAGGUUGGCACAGAAAAGGAAGAGGAAGGAAGAAGAUGACUGGAUCCAAACGCAGGUUGCUCGUUUGGAGGCUCAGUUGGAGGAACGACGGUUGGAGAUGCAACAGCGACUGAGUCAAGUAAACGAUGAGAGUGAUCGGUUUGGACACACUGUUGCCGAUAUGCUGCGACGGGUGCCGGAGGAGCACAGGGCACAUGCAAUGUUUGAGGUGUCCAAGAUCCUCUUCGAGUGGCAGCUGAAAAAAUAAACGACAGCUUACUUCUGCCAUGUUGCACCUUUUAAUUCUGUGCAUCUUAGCAAUAUUUUACUUAUUUGUCUGUUUUUACAGUUUUGUAUACAGUUUGCACUUUUGAAUCUUUUAAAUAUUUGUCAGUUUGCACACUUUUGUAGUUUGCACUUGUACAUGUAUUAACUUGGUUGUUUUAUAGUCAGGUUACGUAGUUUGUUUUAUACAUUUAGGCGAUAAUAGUUUGCAAAUUUUUAUAUAUAGUUUGCACUUUUUAAUAUUUUGUUAUAAAGGAUAUAUAUUUUGUAUCUUUUCUGUUUUCUCUUGUGCAUCGCUUGUUAUUGUUAAAGGAGUGGUCCACUUUAAAGAUGGGGUCCAUUGACUUUUUAUAGUAGGAAAAAAAUACUAUGGUAAGUCAGUGGGCCCCAUCUUUAAAGUGGACUACUCCGUCAAUAAUUGUAGGUCACUACACCACCAUUAAAGAUUAAUGUAUGGUUUGCUCUUUUGCAUCUAUUUUUAAUAUAAACCAUUCCAGACACCUUAAUACAUUGCACUAGUUUGCACCAAUUCUGUCUGUUCGUACUGUUUGAUUUUGUGUGGUGCAGGUUACAAUAAAUUAAGUUGAAUAACAGUCCACACGUGUGUAUAGUAUGUUCUUUUGCACCCAUUUUCUAAUAGAAAUAAUGUAGACCAUUGAAGCUUGACAUAUUGCAUCAUCUUGUACGUAGCUUGACUGUUUAUGUGAGUAGUUUGCAUAUUUAAAAAAGUAUUAUUUCAACAUUGUAUUGUGUAGGUAACUGUAAUCAAAGAACA
Misgurnus anguillicaudatus (oriental weatherfish) is the source of this 1861-nucleotide messenger RNA. Lineage: Eukaryota; Metazoa; Chordata; Actinopteri; Cypriniformes; Cobitidae. The record is from RefSeq and is a predicted model, not a curated record.